Messenger RNA from Diversispora eburnea, 167 nucleotides. The record is from the annotation of a GenBank genome assembly. Lineage: Eukaryota; Fungi; Glomeromycota; Glomeromycetes; Diversisporales; Diversisporaceae.
ACCCUGAUUUAAUGAUUUAUAAUUCAAUUCCAUAUAUUCUACCGGAGAUAUUAAGAGGAAAUGAAUUUACAAAGAAGGGGGAUAUUUAUAGCUUUGGUGGAAUUAUGUAUGAAGUGGCUACUGGAAACAAACCAUUUGCUGGCCAAAAACAUGAUAUCUAUAUUUAA